AUGAGAGGAGCCGAAUCAGGGGUGAAGACCGGGUUGGUUGGCGGAUCUCAAACACGCACGGCGUCUUCCAAACAGCAAGGGGUGAAGGGCAAAGCUGUCUCCGUUGCGGUGCCGACUUUCACUACCAUUUUAAAAAAUGGACACAAGAGGUUGCGCCCUUCUUCUUUGCAGAAUUCGCCGUCGACUCCGAACUGCCUUGGCGACACUAACAAGCAGCAAAUCAGCAAAUUGGAAGGGUUGUCAGUGGAGGGACACAGGCAAACCGGGCAACAACCAGGUUACCAGGGUGUUGGUAUUGUUGAAGCUAAUGGUCAUAGUGGGGGUAUCUGGGUUCUAUGUUCUAAUUCAAAUAUUUCUGUGAGAGUAUUGGAUGUAAUUGAUCAAUGUAUCAGUUUUGAAAUCACUAUGGGCAAUACUUCUAGUUACUGUAGUGUAGUGUAUGCUAAUCCAUAUAUACAUCGGCGUAAAGAACUAUGGGGUGACUUGACAAGGAUUGCCAAUAUGAUCCACGGACCUUGGAUUGUGUUAGGGGACUUUAAUGAUGUGCUGUUGCAGAGUGAAGUUAGAGGGGGGCAGUUUAGACUUGCCAGAGCAGAACAAUUUGCAGAAACAUUGGAGAAUUGUGGGCUAUUUGAUAUGGGGGCUAUUGGGAGAAGAUUCACUUGGUACAGGAAGGUGAAAGGUGGGGUGCAGGUGGCUAAGAAGCUUGAUAGAGCAGUCAUCAACCAGGACUGGCGACUGAUGUUUCUGGAGGCUUAUACUGAGGUGCUAGCGCGCCUUCACUCUGAUCAUUGCCCGUUGUUCACUAGGUGCAAGAUAGCAGAGAGGGCUACCAAGGGCCAUCAUCCGUUUAGAUUCCAGGCUGCAUGGAUGACUCAUCCUCUUUUUAAGAAUGUUGUUCAUACAGCUUGGAAUAAAAGAGCUCCGGAUGUGGUCAAAUGUUUGUUGGAGGUUCAAAAAGAUGCAACUAGCUUCAAUAAAAAGGUUUUUGGCAAUAUUUUUGUUAAGAAAAUGGAGCUGGAGAGGCUUUUGAAUGACGUUCAGAUUACUCUGGAGAGUCAGGAGGAUCAGCAGCCUAGGAUCAAAGAGCAAGUUUUGCAUCAAGAACUGAAUGAUGUCCUUCUUCAAGAAGAGCUGUUGUGGUAUCAAAAAUCUAGAGAACAAUGGAGACUUCGACUCUACAAAAUGGCGGCAAAUUCUUUCUUUCAAAAACUCUUUUCUACAAGGGAGGAUAUCGACCUGGAUGCCAUGGGGCAUUUUCCUUGCCCGUCUCUUAGUACUGAGGCUUGUCAAAAGCUACUGGAACCAGUGACGUCUGAAGAGGUUAAAAGAGCUGUGAUGACCAUGAGUUCGUUUAAAGCCCCAGGGCUAGAUGGAUUUCAAGCAAUUUUCUACAAAGAGUUUUGGGACUCUCUUAGCAAUGAUGUGUGUGGACUGGUCAAGCGAGCCUUUGAGGGUGAGCCAAUGAAUGCUGCUAUUUUCGAUACUCUCGUUGUUCUAAUUCCUAAAGUGGAAGUUCCCUCUUCCUUACGGGAGUUUCGGUCUAUUAGCUUAUGUAAUGUAAUUUAUAAAAUUGUCACAAAAGUUCUAGUUAACAGGUUCAGACCUUUCUUGUCGGAGAUCAUUGGUCCUUUGCAAGGAGGGUUCAUUCUAGGAAGAGGAACCACAGAGAAUAUUAUCAUUGCUCAGGAGAUUAUGCACUUCAUGAGGAACACUAAGUCUCGAAAAGGGACCAUGGCGUUCAAGAUUGAUUUAGAAAAAGCUUAUGACAGGGUAGACUGGCGGUUUUUGGAAGCUUCUUUGGUCCGGUUUGGGUUUCCAAAGGCUACCAUUAAUCUUAUAUUGAAUUGUGUGACUUCCUCUUCGUUGUCAGUUUUAUGGAAUAGAAACAGGCUCCAAAAUUUCAAUCCAAAGAGAGGGUUGAGGCAAGGAGAUCCCAUGUCUCCUUAUCUAUUUGUACUUUGUAUGGAAAUGCUUGCCUGCUUUAUCUUUCAUAGAGUUUCCCAAGGUUUGUGGAACCCGGUAGCGGUUUCUAGGAACGGACCACGACUCUCUCAUUUGAUGUUUGCAGAUGAUCUUUUGUUUUUCUGUAAGGCAUCGAAAGCUCAAGUAAUAGAGGUUAUACAUUGCCUGGAUUUGUUUUCUAGAGCGUCAGGUUUGAAAGUAAAUCUUCAUAAGUCAAAGGCCUAG
Molecule: messenger RNA, 2190 nt
Organism: Arachis ipaensis
Lineage: Eukaryota; Viridiplantae; Streptophyta; Magnoliopsida; Fabales; Fabaceae
Molecular function (GO): catalytic activity
Source: RefSeq, a predicted model, not a curated record